GCCUGAAGCAACCUCUCACUCUCACCUCAUAUCUGAGUCUCAAGACAUCGUCACCAACCUCUUUCAACCAGCUAUCAGAACUAUAAGCCUGGUCGGCACUUUAACCCCAAAAACAACCACCAACUCAUCGGAAUCUCUUCAAAACCCCCAACCCCCCAACCGCCAACAUGUCGCGCAUCACUGCCCCCGUCGCAAAGCUCACCCGCUCCAUCAACUCCGCCGCCACGGCCCGCCGAUCCAGCGGCCUCCUCGAGUCCCACUACAACGUCAACCACGGCGCCGUCCUGAUGCCGAAAUACGCAGAGCUCCUCCAAAACCGGAGCACCCGCGAGCACGAAUCCGCCCGCACCCUAAGCACAACCCACCGCCCAACCCCCCAACCAACCCGGACCUCCCCCUCCGUCCGCCAAAUGCAAACCUUCUCCUCCGGCGCAUCAUCCUCUACCAACGCCGGCGGAAUGGACUUCACAAUCCUCCCCAUCUCCUACGACCCCGUCCCUAGAAACGAGUUCGCAGGCAUGCGCAUGCCCCUCCUCCCAGACUCCUUCACCACAAAACACCAAUCUCUCUACGAGCAGACCCCCGCCUCCGCCGCGGACGCUCUCCCGCUCAGCAAGCCUGAGAUCUCAAUCAUUGCCGCACACCCCGAAAACGUCACCACCGCCGCCGCUUUGACGGAGGUUGAGGGCUUCGGCGUGGACGGCGUGGAGCUGAAGUGGGCUCACGACAGCGAGGCUGCCGCCGAGACGGAGGCGCAUCAGCCCGGUUUGAGAGAUUUGUGGAAGGGUCUUGUUGAUAACGUUGUUGGGUCGUCGCAGAAGCCUGCUUUCUAAGAGAAGAAGAUUAGAAACGCUGUGUGCUCCGACGCAAGGGUUGGGAUGAUUGUUAUGAUGUGUGACUAAAGCAGCAAAGCGGAUGAUGUUACUUUCAACGUCAUGUAGUAUGUGGACUAGCUUUGGAAGCAGUCGAGACAAUUCUUUUUUUCAUUUAUCGUUGGUUUACAUGGUUUUAAUUGCGAUUCAGUUGGUAAGAACACCAACUUGACAUUCACAAUCGGGUACGACUAGCAUUUCAAAAAAUUCAAUGGCUCAAAUUUGGAUCUUGCUUGAGCAAAUCCAGCCCAAACUUCAA
This is a messenger RNA of Colletotrichum acutatum, 1131 nucleotides long. RefSeq lists its product as uncharacterized. The coding region runs from base 168 to 833 and encodes 221 amino acids. The transcript is spliced from 2 exons. The record is from RefSeq and is a predicted model, not a curated record. NCBI's taxonomy places the organism in Eukaryota, Fungi, Ascomycota, Sordariomycetes, Glomerellales, Glomerellaceae.